Molecule: messenger RNA, 2600 nt
Organism: Chinchilla lanigera (long-tailed chinchilla)
Lineage: Eukaryota; Metazoa; Chordata; Mammalia; Rodentia; Chinchillidae
Gene: Znf274
Product: zinc finger protein 274
Exons: 8
Coding region: 134-2260 (708 amino acids)
Biological process (GO): regulation of DNA-templated transcription
Source: RefSeq, a predicted model, not a curated record
UGGGGGGCGCAGGGGCGUCUGGGAGUUGUAGUCCGGCUGGCGCGCUGACGCACUUCACCUCGGCUGUAGGGCGCCAUUGUGCGGCACGCGCCGGAUUCCGCUCGCCGCGAGGGUCGCUGAGGACGAGGACAGCAUGGCCGCCAGGCUACCGAAGCCGUGGUUCUCUGAACCGGUGGUCUUUGAAGAUAUAACACUGGCUUUUACCCCGGAGGAGUGGGGAGUGCUGGACCUCAAACAGAAGUCCCUGUACAGGGAAGUGAUGCUGGAGAACUACAAGAACCUGGUCUCAGUGGCAGAGCAUCAGCUUUCCAAGCCAGAUGUGGUAUCUCAGUUAGAGGAGGCAGAAGACUUCUGGCCGGUGGAGAGAGAGAUUCUUCAACAUACAAUUCCAGGAUGUCCUGGUGCUGAGUCUCCACUGGACUCUCAGUUGAGUCCUCUUCCUACUGAGAAUCCCCUAAUAAACAUCAAGGUUGUUGAGGUCCUCACCCUGAACCAGGAGGUGGCUGGUCCCCGGAAUGCCCAGAUCCAGGCCCUUUACGCUGAAGACAGUGGCCUGAGCACAGACACCCUCAGGGAGCCAGCCCAGCAACUGGAGAAGCAUCCAGCAGACCCUGAGAUUGCUCGCCAGAGGUUCCGGCAGUUCCAAUAUGAUGAGGCUACAGGUGCCUGGGAGGCCGUGGCCCAGCUUCGUGAGCUGUGCCACCAGUGGCUGCAGCCUGAGGUGCACUCCAAGGAGCAGAUCCUGGAGUUGCUGGUGCUGGAGCAGUUCCUGGGUGCACUGCCUGUGAAGUUCCAGGCAUGGGUAGAGUCUCGGCACCCUGAGGACUGCCAGGCGGCCAUAGCCCUGGUGGAGGAUGUGACCUCUAUAUCCAGGGAAGGCGCACUGCCUGCUCAGGUCCCUGCCCGCUUUCCCAAGGGCACCAUUCAGCAGCAGAGGAAAGAGAAAGAUGUAGCCAUUUUGCCAGUGGAGGUGCCACCUGAGGAGCCAGUGACCUUCCAGGACGUGUCUGUGGACUUCAGCCGGGAGGAGUGGGGCCUGCUGGGCCCAGUGCAGAGGACUGAGUACCACGAUGUGAUGCUGGAGACCUUCGGGAACCUGGUCUCCGUGGGGUGGGAGACUACAGUGGAAAACAGAGAGUUUAUUCCUGAUUCUGAUGUUCCUGCUGAAGAACCCAUUUAUAACCCAGAAGUGAGUGAAUUACCUAGGGAAGGCACCCAGGCCUCUACCUUGGAAGAUAUCUUGCAAUGUGGUGUCACAGAAGUUCUACAUGCAACACUUCAAGAAGAGGAGCUUGCUCAGGAUAAAGCCAUUCCCCAGAAGCACCUCACUGAAAACCCUGAGUCACAGGCAGAACCUGGUCUUGACAUAAGCAGAGCUUCACCUCAGAAAAUUCCUCUUAGAAAAUGUUUGCGCAAAACACUCUCCCAGUGUAAAAAUGUGACCCAGAGUUCACACGCAAAAGAUCAGAAGGGCUGUGAACUAGGCAAAGCCAGGGACAACAGUGGUUGCAUGACCCAGAGUCCACAUGGGAAGGUUCAACAAAAGGGCUGUGAGCAGGGCAGAGCUGGGGAGAGCGGUGGUCAUGUGACCCACCACUCACAAGUGAAACUCCACCAGCGGGGCUGUGAGCCAGGGAGAGCCAGGGAGAGCCAUGGGCAGGUGAUACCGCAUUCACGUGUGAAAGCUCACCAGAAGGCCCGUAAGCAGAUGAAAGCUGGAGAGAGCAGUGCUGGUAAGAAAACUGUCGGCCAGCGGGUUCAGCAGGUCGUGUUUAUAAAAAUCCACAGCGGGAGCCAAAUUUGCCGAUGCAGCGCAUGUGGGAAGUUGUUCCGAAAUCCAAGAUACUUUUCAGUACAUAAAAAAAUCCACACAGGAGAAAAGCCGUAUGUCUGUCAGGACUGUGGGAAAGCCUUCGUGCAGAGCUCCUCCCUCACGCAGCACCAAAGGGUGCAUAGUGGUGAGAGGCCCUUUAAGUGCCAGGAGUGUGGCAGGACCUUCAAUGACCGCUCAGCUGUCACGCAGCACCUGCGCACCCACACAGGAGCCAAGCCCUAUGCCUGCCAGGACUGUGGCAAGGCCUUCCGGCAGAGUUCCCACCUCACCCGGCACCAGAGGACACACACUGGAGAGCGGCCCUAUGUGUGCUGCAAGUGCGGGAAAGCCUUCACCCAGAGCUCCCACCUCAUUGGCCACCAGAACACGCAUGGCAGGAGGAAGCACAAGAAGAAGCCCAAGAAGCAGCCACCCCCUGCCUCCUAGCCCCCUGUGGGAGCAUCCAUCCCAGCACCCCCUGCGAUGCCUCUACCUGGGAUGAUACGUGACAGGGAAGCCGGAGGACAUCCUGUGACUGAGCAGAGGACACCCGCACAGUAUGCUCAGCACAUGAUGAGUGAAUAGGCAAACUGGGGCCCUGCUAAUGAGUACACAUAUUGGAAAGAAAAGAUUUAUUUUUUUUUAAGUACUAUUAGUGAAAUCUGAAAACGCUUAUAAAUUUAAAAAGUGAGGUACCAAAUCUGUGCACUAAUAUAUCUGUAAUAAAAUAAUUUUGUGCAAGCAGAGUCUUAAGAGAAUGGAUAAAUAAACUAUAUUUUUCUGUUUA